UGUGCCCCGGCAUGCAUUGCGUGAAUUCAAGAUGGCGGCUCAUUGUGAACAAGGCAGUUAAAAAAGUUGUUGCGAACGCGUGCCAAUUACUGACUGAAGACAGACUCUGAUGCCUACUAAACGUACAUAUAUGUAGAGCUUAUUCACAUCUCUAAACGUAGAAUGUCCAUCUCUGGAGAAUCAAGUCAACACCCUAUGGAGCAUCUUGAGUCACGGGGGCACAACACCCCAAGGCGGAGUUCAUCACGCUCAAUUAAAAGGAAAAAGUUUGAUGAUGAACUUGUGGAGAGUAGUUUAAAAAAGGGUCCCAAGAAGGGCUUUGAACCUGGCCAGUUGAUGGAGAAGGAAAGAGAAAAAGAGUUUACAUUCAAAGAGAAAGAUAAACGUCCAAUGUCAUCUAUGUCUUCAAAUGUUCGACCAAGUAGACGACAAAAAAAGUUAAAGACUCCUCAAGUCAGUAAAGAUUUUGGGCGAUGGAGACCUACUGAUGAUUUGGCUCUCAUCACAGCUGUACAACAGGUUCAAACAAAUGAUUUAACAGCAGUUUACCUAGGAGUCAAGUUUUCCUGUCGGUUUACUUUGAAAGAUGUUCAGGAGAGAUGGUACUCUUUGCUUUAUGAUCCAGUAGUAUCACGACUGGCAACGAUGGCAAUGAAACAGCUGCCCCCUGACAUAGUAGCAGCAGCACAAAACAACGCACUGUGGAGCACAAGUGAAGAAACCCUGCUAGCAAAUGUCCGUAGUUCCAGCCCAGCAUCUUUGGAGAUAUUCCACAAAUUACUAGACAACCACCCAUCUGUCUUCCACCAGUGCCGAUCUGCAAAGUCACUGAGAAACCACUGGCUCCUGAUGCGACAGUACCAACUGCUGGCGGACCAAUCAGUUCCAGCUGGAGAGAGUAACAUGAGUUUCUCAGAUGCUGAAGAACAGAUCAAUGAUGCCGAACUGUUGGAGGCCAAAGAUGAUGGCCUUGAGCAGGAGUUAUCUGUGGCUGACAGGAGACACAAGCGUGAAAUCCGUCAGCUUGAGGAAGAGAUUCCAAAGUGGCAGGUCGUAGUCGAUGAGCUGUGUGGACAAGGUAACACCACGUCUGGAGCGUCGGCCAACGAAUUUGACCUGCAAACUUUAGCCGUGCUUCGAGGGAGACUAGUCCGUUAUCUGAUGCGCUCCAGAGAGAUUUCAGUUGGCCGUGCAACUGCUGAUAACCAAGUUGAUGUAGAUUUGUCUCUUGAAGGCCCUGCUUGGAAGAUAUCUCGCAGACAGGCCACAAUCAAACUAAAAAGUGAUGGCGAAUAUUAUGUUAUCAAUGAAGGGCGACGUCCAUUGCUUAUUGACGGCAAAACAAUAAACCUCGGCUCCAAGGCCAGGCUUCACCACAAUUCCACAUUUGAGAUUUGUGGUUUACGAUUUGUGUUUCUAGUAAACCAGGAUCUCGUUUCGACAGCAAAAGAAAACAAGCCAGCUACUUGAUGUGUACCGAUAAUUGAUGGUCUUCAAUGUAUCGCCAAGUAUCCCAGGACGUCUGUUACUUGCUUUUACGUAACAGGCGCACUUUAUGUGGAAAAAAAGCCGUGUUUCUGCGCAUAAUCAAACAAGUGUUUUUUUUUCUUUCUUCGGAAGUUACAGCCUCGAAUUACAGGGGCGUGUCCACAGAAAAAUGCAGUGUGAGGUCUACCAGUAAUUCACUGACCUGUGAUAUGGUUUUGAAGAUGGCGUUUUGUCUUUCAUUUCAAAGUAAAGCCAUUAUUGAGCUUCUAUAUACCCACAAAAGUCAUAACUAAGUCAGUCUUAGCUGUUAGACUAGUCAAUAGUCAAUUUAACGUAUCAUUGGUUACCCACGUGAUCUCAUUUCUGCAGAUGAGCCGCCCACCCCUCUCACUCUGGGCACGCCCCUGGAACUUCAACGUCAUUCAAAUGGCGUCUGUUACCGAGUUCAGGGCUUGCCCGUAUUUAUGAUAUACACUGUCACCUCUUGGAAUUUCCCGGCACACAAUAUAAUUUAACUUGUUGUUGCCAGUGCUUUCUCACCUUUUCAGACGUUUCUAUUUGGCCCUUUAAAAGGUCUGGUCGCAUAUUUCAGGUAGGGGCUAGUAUUUUUUAUGUGUAGUAGUGGGGGGAGGGGGUGAACAAUGUAUUUGUCAAGUCUGUUAUUUCGUGAUCAACUUUGUAAUAAAGGAUAUUUUGACUGUAAUAAUUACGCACACUAAAAGCCCGUUGGGUACUGUUUACGUUUCUGUGGGGUUUCAUAGUCGGGAUGUAGAUAAGAUUAGGUUGUUAUGUUGUACUAUUACAUCCUUAUUGUUAUACACUCUUUUAUAAGAACGUCUACAUUUUCAGUUGGGGCUUGGCCGUUCUUAUUUUUUGGGCAUUUUAAGGCUCGAAUAUGUUCUUGACGAUGUUCUUUUUAAUUUUAGUGUAUGUAAAUAUAUAAUACCCAAUGAAUUCGUAGAAAAAGAGUUACACCAAUGGUUAUAGCAUUAUAUAUAAGGUUGUUACUAUGAGCACAUUUGAUUUUGCCUUUUAGAACGCAUCAGAAUAUCAGAAUAUUUUUCUGCUAUCUGAGCCUCGGCAUGUUCUUAGCAUGUUCUUAAAAUUUUGUGAAAUAUCAGGCUGGACGUUCUUAUAUAGAAGGUUCUUAUACAAAAAAAGUGUACGGAAUUCAGCGAAAUAAAGAUGGGGAAUUUUCGAGUA
Molecule: messenger RNA, 2691 nt
Organism: Nematostella vectensis (starlet sea anemone)
Lineage: Eukaryota; Metazoa; Cnidaria; Anthozoa; Actiniaria; Edwardsiidae
Product: microspherule protein 1
Exons: 13
Coding region: 163-1470 (435 amino acids)
Biological process (GO): positive regulation of transcription by RNA polymerase II
Cellular component (GO): NSL complex; Ino80 complex; MLL1 complex
Molecular function (GO): protein binding; G-quadruplex RNA binding
Source: RefSeq, a predicted model, not a curated record